Molecule: messenger RNA, 2095 nt
Organism: Lactuca saligna
Lineage: Eukaryota; Viridiplantae; Streptophyta; Magnoliopsida; Asterales; Asteraceae
Source: the annotation of a GenBank genome assembly
GAGAGUUUUGAGCCUUUCAAAAUGACCAAUCGCGCUUAUUUAUCAUGAAGAAAAUUAACAAAUAAAUUGUACUAUUAUGGAUACUUUUGGAUUGGAAAAAUUCACACCAAAAUUUAUUCCUAUUAUAGGUUUUAGUAUUUGGUUUGAGUUCAACAAGUGGAAGUGAAUUGAUGAAAGAAAUUCGUCAAAAAGUCCUUGGCACAUGUUAUUUUUGGAACAGCCAAGAUAAUAAAUUAAACAAAUGCCAGCGGGAAGGCUUUGGCAGUUUGUUCCACAUGACAAUCGAAAUCUGAAAGUGCAAUGAUCUGCACGAAAGACAAAUCCCCUAGUAAUAUUUUAUUAAGACGUAUCAUAUUUGGAUUUGUGAUGAUAAUAAGAUAUAUUCAUAUACUAGAUGAGGCCGACGAUAGCAAUGACGUCAUUCACCGGCAAUAUAUAGCUCACAAUUUAACCUCACUCCACUUUCAAGCAUCACAAUGGCGGAACAACAUAAAGCUACCAAGUCACCACAUGUUCUUCUCUUCCCCUUCCCUUCACAAGGCCACAUAAACCCCCUUAUCCAAUUUGCCAAACGAUUAAUCUCCAAAGGUGUCAAAACAACGCUCAUAACCACCAUCUACAUCUCAAAGACAUCCCCCUCAUCAAACACCUCCAUAACAGUGGAACCCAUUUCCGAUGGAUUUGAUGACGGUGGCUACAUGAGCGCCGGCAGUGAUGAAGCCUACCUGGAGAAGUUCCAACAAGUGGGAUCGAAAUCGCUAGCUGAUCUUAUCAGGAAGCUUGAUAGUGAUGGAAAUCCGGUUGAUGCUAUCGUCUAUGAUUCCUUCGUUACUUGGGCUUUGGAUGUGGCCAUGGAGUUUGGAAUUAAUGGUGGUUGUUUCUUUACUCAAGCUUGUGCUGUAAAUAACAUUUAUUAUCAUGCCUAUAAGGGGAUUGUUGAUGUCCCACCGGCGGCGACUGUUUCCGUCCCUGAAUUGCCGCCGCUUCAACCAUGGGAGACACCGUCUUUUGUACACACUCCUGGACCAUACCCUAGUUGGGCUCAUAUUGUGUUCAAUCAGUUUUCCAAUAUUCAUCAAGCUCGUUGGGUUUUCUCCAAUACAUUCUACAAGCUCGAGGAAGAGGUGAUAGAGUGGAUGAGAAAGAUGUGGCCAUUGAUGGUAGUGGGACCAACGGUUCCAUCAAUGUAUCUUGACAAACGAUUAGAAGACGAUCAAGAUUACGACAUGAGUCUACUAAAACCAAAUCAUAUCGAAUGUAUGGAGUGGCUAAACAACAAACCAAAAGGAUCCGUUGUUUAUGUGUCAUUUGGGAGCUAUGGAGAACUUGGACCCGAACAAAUGGAAGAAGUUGCAUUGGGUUUGAACGAAAGCGGUGUGGAUUUCUUGUGGGUUGUGAGGGAAACCGAAAAGGAAAAGCUCCCAAAAGGUUUUGUGGCAAAUGGGUUGGUUGUGUCAUGGUGUAGGCAACUUGAGGUAUUAGCGCAUGAGGCUGUAGGAUGUUUUGUUACACAUUGUGGGUUUAACUCGACUCUUGAAACAAUCAGUUUAGGAGUACCUGUUGUGGCAAUGCCUCAAUGGACAGAUCAACCAACAAAUGGAAAAUGUUUAGAGGAGAUAUGGGGUGUUGGAGUACGAGUUAAGGCCAACGAAAAGGGGAUAGUGACACGAGGAAAUUUAGUUUCGUGUGUAAAGGAGAUUAUGGAGGGUGAGAGAGGCGAGGUAGCACGAAAGAAUGUGAGCAAAUGGAGGGAGUUGGCUAUACAGGCCGUGAGUGAAGGAGGGAGCUCGGAUAAAGAUAUCCAUGAGUUUGUGUCUCAACUAAAAGCGUAAAUGUUGAUUAGAAUGUAGAUUUGGGCGUUUGAUUGUUUCAUACAUACUAGAGUGAAGGAAUUAUUUAGCGGCUCGUUAGUGGAAUAACGUAUGCAUGUGAUAUUUAUUUAUGUAUGUGUAUUUAUUUAAACAUUCAACAACUCAUAAUUUUAGGCAUAAAAAUUAAACUUAUGAACCCAAAUCAAUCCUUUCUUUUUUUUUUUUUUUUACCCAUUUAAAUGAUGUCAGUGUUAUAUCAUUAAAUAUUAAUAUAUUAAAAUAUU